AUGGCGCUGCAGAACAUUGGUGCAUCGAACCGUAACGAUGCCUUUUACAGGUACAAGAUGCCAAAGAUGGUUACCAAGACUGAAGGCAAAGGUAACGGCAUCAAGACGAACAUUGUCAACAACGUUGAGAUUGCAAAGGCCUUGGGGAGGCCUGCUUCUUAUACAACCAAGUACUUUGGCUGCGAGCUCGGCGCUCAGUCCAAAUUCGACGAGAAGACUGGGACGUCGCUUGUGAACGGAGCUCACAACACGUCGAAGCUCGCUGCGCUUCUGGAGAUUUUCAUCAAGAAGUAUGUCCAGUGCUAUGGAUGUGGAAACCCUGAGACUGAGGUUCUCAUCACAAAGACUCAGAUGGUGAAUCUGAAAUGUGCUGCUUGUGGGUUUAUCUCUGAGGUUGACAUGAGGGACAAGUUGACGACUUUCAUCCUCAAGAACCCGCCUGAGUCGAAGAAAGGGUCAAAGGACAAGAAGGCUAUGAGGAGAGCUGAGAAGGAGAGGCUUAAAGAAGGUGAAGCAGCUGAUGAGGAGCAGAAGAAGCUUAAGAAGGAAGUUAAGAAGAAAGCUUCUUCUAAGACGUCCAAGAAUCAUACCUCUGAUGAGGAUAUCAGCCCAAAGCACGAUGAGAACACGCCGGAGGUGGAUGACGAGGAUGAAGACGAAGACGAUGAUGAUGGGAUCGAGUGGCAGACUGAUACUUCCAGAGAAGCUGCUGAGAAGAGGAUGAAGGAACAGCUGAGUGCUGUAACUGCUGAAAUGGUGAUGCUCUCUGCUAAAGAAGAUGAAGAGAAGAAGAAGACGCCUAAAAGCAAAGAGAACGGUGUUGGGAAAGAGGAGAAGAAGCUAAUGAUGGAGAUGAAGGAGUAUCUGAAGAAAGGCUCACCGAUAAGCGAGCUCAAAGCUUUUAUCUCCUCUCUCUCUGAGCCUCCACAAGAGGUCAUGGACGCGCUCUUCACUGCUCUGUUUGAUGGUGCGGGAAAAGGGUUUGCGAAAGAAGUGACGAAGAAGAAGAGUUACUUGGUGGCUGCAACGGAAGAGGAUGGUACACAGAUGCAUUUGCUCAACUCGAUCGGAUCUUUCUGCGGAGAGAAGGGAAACGAAGACGCGGCUAAAGAGGUGGCUCUGGUUCUUAAGGCAUUGUACGAUGAAGAUAUUGUUGAGGAAGAGUUUGUGAUGGAAUGGUACGGAAAGGGUCUCGCCGGAGCUGAGAAAAGCUCGGUGGUUUGGAAGAAUGUGAAGCCUUUUGUGGAGUGGCUCCAGAGCGCUGAGUCUGAGUCCGAAGAGGAGGAUUGA
Microthlaspi erraticum is the source of this 1290-nucleotide messenger RNA. The record is from the annotation of a GenBank genome assembly. NCBI's taxonomy places the organism in Eukaryota, Viridiplantae, Streptophyta, Magnoliopsida, Brassicales, Brassicaceae.